AUGCAUAACGUCAUCCUCCAGAUGAACGUGGAAACCUUUCUCAGUUUAUUGGAAAUGGUCUACGAUAAGCUCGUUCUCACGAUGGAGAGAUGCGUAGAUCUCUGCGAGCAGAUCGUCAACAGCUUCAGGGCUGGUUAUGAGAAUAACCCCCCUAACGUGCUCAUGGACCUAGAAGGCGAGCCCUGGAUCUCCUGCGGCGGUGGCCACAUCGAGAAGAUCCCCAUGACUCCAUCGUAUACCAUCAAGGCUACACUGGCGGUUCGACGAUACUGUCGUCCUUAA
This is a messenger RNA of Aspergillus tanneri, 282 nucleotides long. RefSeq lists its product as uncharacterized. The coding region runs from base 1 to 282 and encodes 93 amino acids. NCBI's taxonomy places the organism in Eukaryota, Fungi, Ascomycota, Eurotiomycetes, Eurotiales, Aspergillaceae. The record is from RefSeq and is a predicted model, not a curated record. The transcript is spliced from 2 exons.